AUGCGCAUUAGUUUCUGCCAGGGCCUGUUAACUGGUGCCAUCAUCCUCAACCUCCUUAUUUUGUACUAUGUAUCUCGGGCCCAGCAGCAGAUGAUGGAGAAGAGGAAGGAUUUUGGCAGGGGCACAAAAAGGGUUGCUCUGCCGGCCUCUGGUCUCGGGGGCGGUUUAGGGGUAAACGGUGGGGCAGGAGCAAACGGAGGGAUCGGAGUGGAGGGUCACAGUCGAGGCCCGCGGGUGACCGUUCUUCUUCGGGAGUUUGAGAAUUUUGAGAAUUAUGUGGUAGACGUGGCUAACUCCUUCCUUCAUCAUCGACCGGAGCUUCCUUUUCUGGCCGUGGCUGACCUGUCCCCGUACCCUCCCCUGGUGCUUCCCGAGGGCGCUCGGCUCCUGGUGCUCUCCCCGAGCCCGGACCAGCCGCCUCAGGCUCACAGGCCGGAGUUUCACGUGCAGACGGAGUUUGUGCUGCUGGUGCCCGACGGGGUGGAGCUGGAGCAGCCCCGGGUCGUUGAGAGACUCAUCAAAGAGUUGGAGGGUGAGGGCGGGGGCCCCGUGAGGCUGGUGGCUGCGCCUGUGCUCGUGCGAUCGGCCGUUCAGUGCCUCCAUUUGCGCGUGAACCUGCGGGAGUGGACGGCCACCUACUCGCCGGCGGCGUCGGGGAGCAGCGGGAGCGUGUGCACGGCGCUGCAGGGCGACGCCGUCGUGCUCGUCCGCACCGAGGACCUUUUCAAUCUCUCCGUCCCUCUGGGCCGGCCGCUCUUCUCGGCGCUUUUCGUCCAGACCGCCCUGAGGGGUUGGAAGGUCAAGCUUCUGGAAAGCCCCUGCUUCUCCGCGGGCCACCGCCCGCUUUUCAGCUCCGCCCACAACCAGUGGAAGGCCGACACCCGGCUGAAGGAGGCCACGGGGAAGCUGAUGAGGAGCUUCGGCCUGAAGCGCAUCCUGCUGCCCGAGGGCAAGGAGCAGUGGUACGGCUGCGGCAAAGAGACGCCGCGGUGCUUCGGCACGGUGCAAGAGGACACUCCAGACUAUCUUUACCUGGACCGCUGGACGCCUCCCUGCUGUCUGCGAGCGCUGAGGGAGACCACCAAGUACGUCAUCAACAUCCUGGAGAGCUCCGGCGUUCGCUACUGGCUGGAGGGAGGCUCUCUGCUGGGCGCCAUCCGCCAUCAAGACAUCAUCCCGUGGGAUUACGACGUGGACCUGGGCAUCUACCUGGACGACAUACCCAACUGUGACCACUUGAAAAACCUGGACGCGGGCUCUCUCGUGGACGCCAACGGCUACGUGUGGGAGCGGGCGGUGGAGGGCGACUUUUACAGAGUCCAGUACAGCGAGGCCAACCACCUGCACGUCGACCUUUGGCCUUUCUAUUCCCGUAACGGCGUGAUGACCAAAGACACGUGGACAGAGCACAAGCAAGACGUGGAGUUCCCCGAACACUUCCUGCAGCCGCUGGUGCCCAUGCCUUUUGCCGGCAUCAGCGCCUACGGCCCCAACAACCACAGGGCCUUCCUAGAGCUGAAGUUUGGAGAAGGGGUGAUAGAAAACCCUCAGUACCCCAACCCCGCUAAGAAGAGGCUAGACAGGGGGAAAUUCUGA
Molecule: messenger RNA, 1596 nt
Organism: Menidia menidia (Atlantic silverside)
Lineage: Eukaryota; Metazoa; Chordata; Actinopteri; Atheriniformes; Atherinopsidae
Source: the annotation of a GenBank genome assembly